Messenger RNA from Nasonia vitripennis (jewel wasp), 1865 nucleotides. RefSeq names its product probable cytochrome P450 6a13. Bases 213 to 1718 code for a protein of 501 amino acids. Lineage: Eukaryota; Metazoa; Arthropoda; Insecta; Hymenoptera; Pteromalidae. The record is from RefSeq and is a predicted model, not a curated record. The transcript has 5 exons. Gene Ontology annotation, molecular function: heme binding; iron ion binding; oxidoreductase activity, acting on paired donors, with incorporation or reduction of molecular oxygen.
AUUUUGUAUGUGUCCCAUCUUCAUAGGACUUUUGGGUUAACUGUGAACAACAUAAAAAAAAAUGCGCAUCGGCGAAAAAAUCGGCACGAGAGAGGUUACACGGUUCUAUGAAGAUGCAAAUUUUAAAGAUUUUUCCUGGAAUAUUGUUAAAGAAUUGCAGCCGGAGCUCGUAUCCGCGGUAUUUACGCACAGUAUAAUUUAUAUGCGCGACCAUGUCAGGCCUCUUCGAGGUGGCGGCGGGUCUGAUAGCCCUGGGCCUGGCUGUCUACUACUAUCUCAGCUCGAACUUGGACUUUUGGAGCAAACUCGACGUGAAGGGCCCGAAGCCUGUGCCGCUCUUCGGCACAACGAGCGACGUGCUGCUGGGCCGCUUGUCCCUGUUCCAAUACGCGGCUCGGGAGUACGGCCGGUUCCGCGACGAGCCUCUCGUCGGGAUCUUCUCCUACCGCAAACCCAUUCUGCUGCUGCGCGACCCUGAUCUCAUCAGAAACGUCCUCGUGAAGGACUUCUCGGUGUUCAGCUGCCGAGGAAUGAAGGCCGCCACCAAGGCCGAGCCUCUGGCGCAGCACCUCGUCUUCCUCGAGCCGGAACGCUGGCGACCGCUCAGGUACAAGCUCUCGCCGGCCUUCACCUCCGGCAAACUCAAGGAGAUGUUCUACCUGCUGAAGGAGUGCGCCCAGCACCUCGACAGACUGCUCGAGGACUGCGUGGCGAGGGACCCGGUGAUCGAGUGCCGGGAGCUCGCCGGCAAGUUCACCACCGACGCAAUCGGCGUCUGCGCCUUCGGCCUCGAUAUGCACGCCAUCGACGGCGAGGACAAUGAGUUCCGGAAAACCUCCCGCAAGAUGUUCUCCACAUCGAUCCUCAAUCGAAUCAGGAUCCAUCUGAAGAUCACCGCCCCUUGGCUCUUGGAUCUGCUCAGUCCCAUCUUCUACGACCGCGAGAUGAACGACUUCUUCAUCGACACCGUCGCCCAGACCAUGGACUACAGGAAGAAGAACGGCGUCAAGCGGCACGACUUCAUCGACCUGCUCAUGGACAUCAGGGACAACCCGAGCAAGGUCAACGACAUCGAGAUAACGGAAACUUUGAUCGCCUCCCAGGCGUUUGUCUUCUUCCUGGCGGGCUUCGAAACUUCCUCGACGACCAUAAGCAACGCACUCUACGAAAUGGCUCUGAAUCCAUCGAUCCAGGAUAAGCUUCGCGAGGAAAUCCUCGAAGAACUGAAGAAGCAUAACGGAGAAAUGACGUACGAGAGCAUCAAAGGCAUGAAGUACCUGCACAAAAUUUUCUGCGAAACUCUGAGGUUAUAUCCACCUGCUGGCCUCCUUUCAAGACGCUCGCUGGAACCGUACACCUUUGCCGGAACGAAAGUGACGAUACCUAAAAAUACGUCGGUGGUGGUUCCGAUUUUUGGGAUUCACCACGAUCCGGAGAUUUAUCCCCAACCGGAUAAAUUCGAUCCCGAAAGAUUUGACGAGGAGGCUGUAAAUCAUAGACAUCCGUCAUUCUAUUUGCCUUUCGGCGAUGGCCCGAGAAACUGCAUUGGUUCACGUUUCGGCACUUACCAGGCGAAGGUUGCACUCGUGCAAAUCUUGAAAAGUUACAAGGUAGAGGUCUGCGAUCAAACUGUUAUACCGUAUGUAAUUGAUCCAAAAACAGUAAUAUUGUUAGCACCACGGGGAGGUAUCAAGUUGAAGUUCAAAAAGAUCAAGUAGUUACUUAGUCACGCAAACUCAAAAUAUUCGUAUACUUUUAUAAAUUCUCGCAUACCGAAUAUAAUAUAAGAUCAACGCUUUGUUGUGCUGUUAUGAGAGCAGUUUUCUCAAUUUAUACUGCAAUUAUAUUAUUAUAUAUACUCAUAA